AUGAAUGGAAUAAUUGUGGGUGAAGAAAGACAAGAUGAGACACGGUUGAUAGAUGAUAAUAAAAGGAAUGCAGAGAAUGAUCGAGAAAAAGAAGCUAAUGUACGAUUGCGAAGAAACGGGAAGCAACUGAUGAACUCGUCCAAUUUCACGAGCCACUAUCGACUGGCGAAUCACCGACGACGAUUGAGCUCAUCUCAAAAGGAGCAUUCAAGUGGCCAGAAAGCACUGACUGCAGAAUACUACAAGUGUGAGUGUAAUUUCGAAUCUGACGAUGAAGUAGCAAGCAUCGCCGGGCGUAUGCAAGGGCAUUAUGGCAGAAUUGUCAUUCACGACCUGCACUCUCUUUUACCUGAUAUUGUUUGCGUGUGUGACAUUCAUUAA
Molecule: messenger RNA, 381 nt
Organism: Anisakis simplex (herring worm)
Lineage: Eukaryota; Metazoa; Nematoda; Chromadorea; Rhabditida; Anisakidae
Source: the annotation of a GenBank genome assembly